Messenger RNA from Triticum dicoccoides, 2045 nucleotides. Its product is annotated as AT-hook motif nuclear-localized protein 2-like. Bases 624 to 1796 code for a protein of 390 amino acids. Gene Ontology annotation, molecular function: minor groove of adenine-thymine-rich DNA binding. The transcript is spliced from 9 exons. The record is from RefSeq and is a predicted model, not a curated record. Lineage: Eukaryota; Viridiplantae; Streptophyta; Magnoliopsida; Poales; Poaceae.
CUCUCGAACCCCUCCUGCCAUAGAAAACCUGCCGCUGCCACUGACCGAGACAACAAGCGCCGCCGCCGUCGCCGCCGCCGCUGCGCCUGCUCAUGUCGUCGCCGCUCCUGCCGAACGCUCUCUUCGCCGCGCCGUCUUCGAGGAGACUCUCCCCACCCCCGCGGCGCGCCCUCACCUCAGGCUGUCACUUCCGCGUGACCCUGUUCGGUUAAUCCCCUCACCAAAGGGAUUGAAGGGGAUUUUGACUUGCAAGGGAUUUAAUCCCUUCCAAACCUCUUCAAACCCUGCCUAACCGAACAAGCCCUGUAUUCUCCAUCCCACAGGAUCCCCUCACGUCUCUGUUUGGUUCAUCCAUCAUGGUAGUUGUGAUGGUUCCAGUGAUUCUCACUUAUAAGUUAUAAAGGUUCGACGUAUGGCGCUAACCUGAUUGCGCAAGCAGGGAACACCUUUGUAUCCUAAAAUUGAUGUUAUGCUAUGGGACUCAGAGAAGUUUGCCCUUGACUGAAAGAGUUGACGAAGAUAAUGGAUGGGAUUUAGGAUUCUUGAAUCAUCUGAAGCCAAACCUGCGAAGAGCUCACGGCUGGAGAAAAUAGUUGCUCCGAGGUGAAAGGGAAGGAGGGGCCAUGUCGGAGGCAGCGGGUGAGGCGGCAUAUGGCGCGGACAUGCCCGAGAGCCCGCUUCAUCCUCAGCCACAACCCAUCGUUGGUGCCCGCCUGGACGACGCCCACGAAGGUAACGCUUCCUAUUCUGCACCGCACUCAUCGUGUCCCACGGCCAACAACGGUGUUGUGCAUGUGCCUGCCAUGAGCGCGAGCUUUGAGCCACCCAAGCAGAAGCGCGGCCGCCCGCGGAAGUACACCCCAGAUGGUACCAAGCCGCCAGCUAUCUUCCCGGCACCAUAUCCUAUUGGUGUUGUCGCUUCCCCGACACCUGUUCUACCCCCGGGCUUCACGUUGGGAUUGUGGGGCGUAGGCGUCGUGAGGCCCCAGGCACCACUGCCGUCGCCAUUACCGCCACCACCCUUUGAGAAUUCAAAACAACGGGCCAAGAAGAAGAGGGUAUGGCCGCCGAGGUCCACAACCAGCAAGAAGCAGCGGGAGUUGGCAGUAGCAGAGCCAGAUGCGACUGGAUUCGUUCCUCAGGUCAUCACAAUCCAAGGUGGAGAGGAUGUAGCAGCGAAAGUCAUCUCCUAUUGUGGGAAUGGGUGGGCAGUUUGUAUCCUGUCUGCCGAGGGCGCUGUACGCAAUGUGACACUGAAGCAACCAGCUUCUUCCUGUGGAACUGUUAUUUAUGAGGGCUAUUUUGACAUUGUCUCUUUGUCUGGCGUGUAUCUGCUGUCAAAAAGUAAUGGACUGAGCACUCUAAAAGGUGGAUUCAGUAUUUCGCUUGUUGGUCAUGAUGGCUCUCUCUUCGGCGGUGGGUUAGCAGGACCUCUGAUUGCAGCUUCACCUGUUCAGGUGGUCUUUGGAAGGUUUGCCGCUGAUGAAAAAGAGGAGAUCAAACAGGAUGUGGCCAGUGGAAGGUUUGCAGCUGAUGAAAAAGAGGAGAUCAAACAGGAUGUGGCCAGUGGAAGGUUUGCAGCUGAUGAAAAAGAGGAGAUCAAACAGGAUGUGGCCAGUGGAAGGUUUGCCGCUGAUGAAAAAGAGGAGAUCAAACAGGAUGUGGCCAGUGGAAGGUUUGCAGCUGAUGAAAAAGAGGAGAUCAAACAGGAUGUGGCCAGUGGAACUCCAGGUGCUACUGCACCGACUGCUGCCCCGAAUGAAACCUCCAGUGGCCCAGGAAGCCCAUCAAACUAGAGUCCGGCUUGCACAUUCAACACAGAUUUCCUAUUUCCAGAUGCCAGUCAGCUUAAAUUCCUAGCUUUUCGCUCCUAGCUCCAAAUGCUUAUUUUUCCCUACUAUUUCCAGACGCUUAGCUUUCUGCUCGUACUUGUUGAACUUUUCAGUCUCGUUAUAUGUUGUAUGGCCCAUGCGUGUGGUCAAGUUAUGUUUUUGAACCUGAAUGAUGCUUCGUGAUAUUAUAGUUAAUGAAACAUUUCAUGGUCA